Messenger RNA from Microbotryum saponariae, 764 nucleotides. The record is from the annotation of a GenBank genome assembly. NCBI's taxonomy places the organism in Eukaryota, Fungi, Basidiomycota, Microbotryomycetes, Microbotryales, Microbotryaceae.
AUGGUCGUCGCACGAGGAGCUUCGUCGUUCCGUAACACCGCCAAGAUCUGGUAUGAGCCCGCGGCCAUCCCCAUCUGUGCGUUUCUCAAUCCCUCGUCGCUUCAUGGCCGGGCAGUCACGUGGACCUGACCUAGGCGAUUUGAGGCUGGCCGUGGUGGACGUCAGGAGAUGCGCCUCCCACUUGGGGAAGGGGGACGGUCAUUCCCGUAGUGGCGGAGCGGGAUGACAUGGCGUGAGGAGGCCGUAUACUGACCACCUUGUGUUUCAAAUCUUUAUAGACGGCGUUGUUGCUGUGGCUUGCGCCGGUGCCGGAUGGUGUGAGUGGACCCCUCUCACACAGCACAGGCCGAAUGCCGCCUCGGACCAGAUCGCUGAUCUCACACCAACUACCCAUCUUGCCCUCCCAUCCAGACCUUACCCACUUGAUGCGUCGUGAGUUCAUCAUGCUUCCUUUGGCGCUUGAUCCAAUGUCGACGAUGCUCAUGCGUUCCCGUGCUCUUCUCAAGACCCCGACGUGGUCUGGGACAAGCGAGGCAACCCCGAGCCCUGGAACUCGGUCAAGCCGGACCAGAACACCAAGCUGCACGCCGUCAACCAGAAGUGAGUACAAAGAUUCCCAGUCUUUCUUUCGACAGUUCAAUCGAUCGCUUCGCACCCAGCCGACGAGCUGACUGUCCUUUCUCAACACGCAAACCUUGCUUCACUCCGAAUCGGUCUCUUCCUACAGGUUCGAGGGUGGUUCGUGGAAGCGUGACCGAAUCUAA